UCUCACAUUUUCUGCGUUUAGUAUAAAUUAUUUAUCGAUAAUCAAUACAUUAUAUUUAUUAAUUAAAAUUGAUUUACUCAAAAUGGAAAUUGAAAUAACCGAUACAAUUCAAAAUAUAAUCGAUGAAAUAGUUGGUCGCGAAAAUUUUAAAAGUCCCCCAGAAAUAUUAGUUUCGCAAGGAUCUCAAGAAGGUGACGGUUAUUGUUCGAAAACUUACGCUAUUUCGAUUAAUGAUAAUGGUGAUAAUAAAAAAUCGAUAAAUCUUUUUGUGAAAUGUUUCCCGGAAUUUCAAAACGCCGGUUGGAAAUCAAUGAUGGAAAUUGGUUUUAAAUCGGAAUAUAAUUUUUAUCACGAAGUGUGGCCGGUGUUUAUGAAAUUUCAAGAUGCUAAAAAUUUAAAAGAACCGUUUAACAACGUUGCUAAAUCGUACAGUUUUCAAUCUGGGAGUGUUAUAAAACCGAUUGUUUUGGAGAAUUUGAGAUCGUUGGGAUACACUUUGAGAGAUCGAAAAAAACCGGUUGAUGAUGUCCAUUUGAGACUACCCAUACAAGCUUUCGCAAGAUAUCACGCAAUUUCUUAUGCUUUCAAAGACCAAGAACCUGAAAAUUUUAAAAAAUUAACUUCGAGUAUGUCUGAUGUUUUUAGCGAUAAUUUUGAGAUGAUUGGUAUGGAUGGUAUAAUACGAAAAAGUGUUAAACAGGUUAUUGAAGGUUUAGAUCCUGUUUUGGAUGAGAAAAUAUUGCAGCGUUGUGAAGGUUUAGACGAUAAAAUAAUCAAAUUUGUUGCUAAUUUGGAUAAAAUGGUUGAUGAAUAUUCUGUAAUUGGUCAAGGUGAUUGUUGGUCAAAUAAUAUGAUGUUUCUUUAUAACGAAAAAGGUGUUCCAAUAGACGUAAAAUUAGUUGAUUGGCAAGCACAAAGACUUAGUUCACCCCUUUUGGAUUUCUGCUAUUUCUUUUAUACUUUAGCAACAAAAUCUGAACUUGACAACGCGGAGACAUACAUUAAUUUAUAUUAUAAUACACUUAGUGAAAGAAUUAAUGAAUUGGGAAGUGAUCCGAAAAAAUUGUUUCCCUACGAAAUAUUCCGGGAGCAAUGGAAAAAAUUUUCUUUAUUCGGAAUAAUGACCGGUUUACUUGUUAUAAAAGCACAGUUAUUUGACAAAGAUGAAAUACCUAAUCUUACGGGACAUGAUAACAUAGAUACAUUUACAGUCGUUUUGAAAAAUCAAGAUAAAUUUGUAAAUAGAAUGAAAGAUAUUAUUCAGUAUUUUAUCGAUAAUGACUUGUUAUAAAUAAAGAUUUGCAAAAUGUUGAGUAA
Molecule: messenger RNA, 1317 nt
Organism: Onthophagus taurus
Lineage: Eukaryota; Metazoa; Arthropoda; Insecta; Coleoptera; Scarabaeidae
Source: RefSeq, a predicted model, not a curated record